AUGCUCCAUCUGCUGGUGCUGGCGCUGCCCCUCCUGGUGAGCCUGGCCCUUCCUGCCCCAGCCGCAGACCAGGCCCUGCAGCGAGCAGGCAUCGUAGGGGGACGGGAGGUCCCUGGGAGCAAGUGGCCCUGGCAGGUGAGCCUGAGAUUCAGCACCCAGUACUGGAAACACUUCUGCGGGGGCUCCCUGAUCCACCCCUGGUGGGUGCUGACCGCGGCCCACUGCGUCGGACCGCAAGUCCAAGACCCCACAGUCCUCAGGGUGCAGCUGCGGGAGCAGCACCUCUAUUACCAGGACGAGCUGUUGCCCAUCAGAAGGGUCAUCCCCCACCCCAACUACUACAUAGUUGAGAACGGGGCGGACAUCGCCCUGCUGGAGCUUGGGGACGCCGUGAACAUCUCCAGCCACGUCCAUCCGGUCACCCUGCCCCCUGCCUCCGAGACCUUUCGCCCGGGGACUCGGUGCUGGGUGACAGGCUGGGGCAACUUGCACAGGGGACAACCCCUGCCACCGCCAUUUCCCCUGAAGCAGGUGAAGGUCCCCGUCGUGGAAAACAGCAUCUGUGACAUGAAAUACCACACUGGCCUGUACACAGGGAACAACAUCCCGAUCGUCCGGGACGACAUGCUCUGUGCCGGGAAUGGCAAGAGGGACUCCUGCCAGGGCGACUCCGGAGGGCCCCUGGUCUGCAAGGUGAAUGGCACCUGGCUGCAGGCGGGUGUGGUCAGCUGGGGCGACGGCUGUGCUCAGCCCAACCGGCCAGGCAUCUACACCCGCAUCACGCACUACUUGGACUGGAUCCACCAGUACGUCCCCGAGGAGCCCUGAGCCCGGUCCCCAGGGCUGCCACCUGGAUCAGCGGAGAAGCCAGUCCCCUCCUGUCCCCACACCGCUGCUUCCUGCUGAGGCGGCAUCCUUCCCCACCUUCCCUGGCCCCCUGCCCUGAGCACCCCCUGUUGACGCCCCUGCCCCGAGCCCAGGGAGUGGGCAGUGGGCACUAACGCUCAUUAAAGAUCAUG
Lagenorhynchus albirostris (white-beaked dolphin) is the source of this 1019-nucleotide messenger RNA. Its product is annotated as tryptase-2-like. Gene Ontology annotation, biological process: proteolysis. Gene Ontology annotation, molecular function: serine-type endopeptidase activity. The record is from RefSeq and is a predicted model, not a curated record. NCBI's taxonomy places the organism in Eukaryota, Metazoa, Chordata, Mammalia, Artiodactyla, Delphinidae. The coding region runs from base 1 to 828 and encodes 275 amino acids. The transcript is spliced from 5 exons.